This is a messenger RNA of Pangasianodon hypophthalmus (striped catfish), 3196 nucleotides long. RefSeq names its product EPS8 like 2 (gene eps8l2). Gene Ontology annotation, cellular component: ruffle membrane; plasma membrane; vesicle. NCBI's taxonomy places the organism in Eukaryota, Metazoa, Chordata, Actinopteri, Siluriformes, Pangasiidae. The record is from RefSeq and is a predicted model, not a curated record. Gene Ontology annotation, molecular function: actin binding. The transcript is spliced from 21 exons. Gene Ontology annotation, biological process: regulation of Rho protein signal transduction; Rho protein signal transduction; positive regulation of ruffle assembly. The coding region runs from base 248 to 2284 and encodes 678 amino acids.
GUCGCUGAUGCUCACUCGCUGUUUUCCGCGUGAGUGCCGGUGCUGCGUCUCCUUGGCUACUGUUCAGCACGCGCCACACCGUGUUCAGGUCCACAUCCGCGCGCCUCAGCUCACAGUCUGUCCGCUGCAAUGGCACCUUAAUCACCUGCUGUGUGUGAGUGUGUGUGUGUGUGUGUGAGUGCUUUGGACUGAGAGUCAACAGUGGACUGGAGAUCUAUUCGCUCUUACCGGGUGGAUGUCAUAGAACAUGAACCUCAUGGAACCUCCAGAGAAACAGACCAAUGGGGUGGCCAGAUCUGACAGCAAGAUCAGCGCCAAAGCCCUGUUCGAACAACGCAAGAAAUACUCCAACUCAAACUUCAUCAUGCAAGAAACUUCUCAGUACCACGUCCAGCAUCUGUCCACAUUUAUGAUGGACAAGACUGAGUCAAUAGCCACAGUUGAUGAUGCGAUAAAGAAACUCAUGCUUCUGGAGUCUAAAGGUAAAAUCUGGACCCAAGAAAUGCUGCUGCAGGUCAGUGACAAAGCCAUCAAGCUCCUAGACUGCGACACGAUGGAAGAGCUGGAGAACUUCCCUCUCUCCACAGUUCAUCACAGUCAGACAGUGCUGAAUAAGACGCGUUACCCAUCUGUCCUGCUGUUAGUCUGCCAGGACAGUGAGCAGCACCGACCAGACAUUCACUUCUUCUAUUGUGAUGAGGUGGAGGCGGAAAUAGUGCACGCUGACAUCGACAGUGCUUUGGGAGACAAUAAAAACGGCAAGAAGAUGAGACCUCAAACACUAAAGAUGAACCAGGAAAAAAUGAAGCGGCAUCGGGAGACAAUCAUCCCACCCUCAGAGACAAAUUUUUCCCCUGGGAUGAAAGGGCGCGUGGACAUGCAAAAUGUACAGAGACGAAGUUCAGUACAGCAGGACACAGAAUCCCAUGAGAAAUUAGCUCAGCGCAUUGAGAAGGAAGUGCAAGUCCUGAACUGUGCUCUGGAUGACAUUGAGAUUUUUGUGGCGCGGCUACAAAAAGCUACAGAAGCCUUCGCCCAGCUCAACCAGCGUAACAAGAGCAGAAAAAAUAAGAAAAGAGGACCAGCAGAGGGGAUGUUAACACUAAGAGCUAAACCUCCAUCUGAGGCAGAGUUCAUUGACAGUCUCCAGAAACUGAAGCUCUCCUUCAAUCUGCUGGCCAAACUGAAGAAGCACAUUCAGAAUCCUAAUGCUGCAGAAUUAGUUCACUUCCUGUUUGGACCUCUUGAGAUGGUCUUGCAUAGCUGUGGUACUCCUGACCUGGCUCGCUCAGUCAUCUCUCCUCACCUGUCUCGUGAAGCUGUGGAUUUUCUGAGAGGACAUCUGACUCCUAAAGAGAUGACCCUUUUUGAACUGCUGGGGGAUGGCUGGACAAGACCCAGAGCUGAAUGGCUGAGGGACCAGUGUGCUCCUCUCUACAUCCCACGUUUCCGUAAUGGCUGGGAGCCUCCACUGGAAUUGUUUCGCACGUCACCGUGGGAAACAGAGUGCUCCGAUGUGUCCUCUCUGUCAUCAGAAGAGUUUUUUGGAUCACAGUCCUCACUGUCAUCAAAUGGUUCCUUCACAGCAACUCCCUCUGCCCGGAAAUAUGUCAGGGUCCUCUACAGCUUUGUGGCUCACAAUGUCAAUGAGCUGUCUGUUCUUCAGGAUGAGAUUUUAGAGGUAAUUGAGAGUGGUAAUCAGUGGUGGAAGUUGAGGAACAGGAGUGGACAAGUGGGGUUAGUGCCUUCCAACGUCCUAGCUGUCAUUACACCAGAAGAUCUUCACAGUGUGGACCCAAUGUACAGCCCGUCAUUUGUAGGUACAACUCCAUCUAGUCCUCUGGGGAGAGGAAACAGUUUUGAAAAGCCAAGAACACCACGGGAAAAAGAUUACCGCAGUCAAAAAAUGGAUGAAGUGAACGAUGAGCUGCUGAAAAAGAUCACCUCCAGUAAGAACCAACUACCAACACGCAACUUCAAAGUGGAGCGCAACGCUGGUCCUGCCAUUCCCCUCACGUUCAAUUCAUCCUCUGCUGAAGUCACUGCCUGGCUCCAAGCCAAGUACUUUUCCAAGCAGACGGUGGACUGUUUGGGAAUUCUGAGUGGUGCUCAGUUGUUUUCCCUGAAUAAGGAAGAACUGAAGGCAGUAUGUGGGUAUGAAGGCUCGCGCGUCUACAGCCAGAUCACUGUGCAAAAAUCCCAGCUAGAGAGGAGCCAAGGAGACUCGGAGCUGCAGGAGAUCAUGAGAAAACAGAAGGAGAAAAUCGCCUCUGCCUCCAAAUGAUUGUGCUCUGUUCAAAAUAUGAAUCAAACAAUCAGCAAUGCAAAAUGCAAUAAUGCUUCUGUAAUAUUAAUGACUCAUAAUAACAAUAAAUGGAGAACAUGGGUGAAUUUCAGAAAUGCUUUUUGACAAAGUGCACCACCCUGCUUUAUCUUUAUUGUAUCACUUGUCAUACCUUCAUAAGCAAUAUGACUACAUGCUAAGCUUGUAUACAUUUAAUUUGUCUAUUUAUUUUGUUUUUAGAGAGGCUUCUGUUUUAAUUACUUCAUAACAUUUUUUCUUAAUGCUUGUUUAUUAUGGGGAAAAUAUUAAGCUUUGCUUCUGUAUAAAAUGUGUGUAUGAGAGCAUUCAAAGACAGAAUUUGUUAAUGCUGGUGUCCAUGAUUGAUUUUCAAGUGUUUUAAAUGAAUGUGCUUCAGUCUGCAUUUCAUGCUCAUUUCACCACAUUUAAAUGCCAUUUUAAAUCUGGAUAUUUGUUUUUCAAAGGCUACUUAUUUGUAACUGUACAGUCAAUAAUCCUGUCUGCAGAUGCAAUGUUCAGAUGCUGAUUUUUGUGAUGAAAGAAUGAUGCAGGGGUAGCCUCACUGCUCCAGGGUCCCAGUUUUGGUCUUGAGCUCUGGUUAAUGUCUGUGCAGCGUUUCAGACGUUCUUUCCGUGUCCAUGUGGGUUUAUUCCAGGUACGACGGUUUGCUCCCACCUCCCGAAAACAUGCCAGUAGGAUGAUUGGCUAUGCUAAAGUGCCCCUAGGUGUGAAUGUGUGUGCUAAUGUGUGUGCAUGGUGUCCUAUCCAGGGUAUAUUCCCUCCUUGUGCCCAGUGUUCUAAGGUUCCACCCUGACCAUGUUAAAGAGGUUACCGCAGAUAAAUGAAUGAAUGUACAAUGAUGCAGGAACAUAAUAAAUUCAGCUGACAAAUUCA